AUGCCUUUUGGUUUCCCUAACCUCACCGCUUUCACAUAUGCAGGAUGGCCUCAACCAUUUCCCAGCCCAGCUACGCGGGGAUGGUACUCGCCAUACGCUGUAACGCUGGCGAGCUUAGCAAUCGCCGUCGUGAUCGCUAGGCUUAUAUCACAGGCAAGGAAGAGUACAAAAGGUCUCGGCAUCGAAGACUUGUUCGCUUGUCUUGCGUUGAUAUUCUGUUUACUCUACGCGGCAUCAACCAUUAGCGGGGCUCUUGCCUAUGGUUUCAACAGGCACAUGUGGGAUGUGCCUGAUGAGCUCUACCGUCCGGCCGCUCUGGUUUACUGGCUGAGCGAAACCAUGUUCAUUCUGAGCGCCGGUUUCGUGAAGAUCUCUGUCCUCUGUUUUUAUCGCAGGCUGGAACCUCCUUGCACGGCCGCCAUUAAGAAGAUAAUAUGGGUGCUUAUGAUAUUCACCACGGCUUACACCAUCGGCUGCCUUCUGGGACAUGUUCUGCUUUGUCAUCCCGUGGCAGCCUAUUGGGACGUUCCGUCUCGCAGCGAUGCUAUACAAGGGCGGGCGUGCGGGAAUCAACAGACACUCUACCUAGUGGAAGGGCCACUCGACCUGUUCUCGACUUUGUAUUGCAUCAUCAUUCCUGCAUUGGUCUUGCGGAACCUGCCUAUGUCAAGCUUCCAACGCAACGGCUUCCAUGCCCUCGUUCUUGUUAGUUUGAGUGCGCUGGGGGCAGCCAUUGCCAGAGCUGUAUUCCUCUACCAGUUAACGCAUAGUGUCGACGGAGACGCCACUUGGAGAUCCCUCAAUGUCUUUGCGUGUGCUCAGUUUGAGCUCAGUGUCUCCUUGGCAUGUGCCUCAGCACCGUUUUUACAACGUUUCGCUUCCCAGUACCCAAGAUUCCCCAUCGUGGACCCAUAUCAACAAAGCAAGGGAACAACUGGGUCCGUUGUAUCUCGAGUAAGCAGUUCCCUCUCAGGACAAAUCAAACGCCUCCCUUUUGCGCGCAACCCGAGCCCACGCAUCACCGAGAUCUCAAGCCCACCACCACGGGCGCUGGAAAUACCGGAGUGGGAAUUCGAGGCCUUUCACAUCACGCAGCGCCCACAGUCUCCCAUUGACGAGCAGUCAUACGACAGGUACCUCGCAGGUAUGUACGGACCCCCGGCGCCGCCCAAGGAUAUACGGCAGCUCCUCGACCAGUACCGGCGAGAGCAUGGCGAAAUUGUAUGA
Westerdykella ornata is the source of this 1227-nucleotide messenger RNA. RefSeq lists its product as uncharacterized. The record is from RefSeq and is a predicted model, not a curated record. The coding region runs from base 1 to 1227 and encodes 408 amino acids. The transcript has 6 exons. Lineage: Eukaryota; Fungi; Ascomycota; Dothideomycetes; Pleosporales; Sporormiaceae.